UGGGCGGACAGGAGACCAGUCCUCGUUUCUACUUGGAGGAGACACAUGGACAGACAGGCAGAUAGACACACCGAUUGACAGACUGACGGAUUACCAUCAUCAUCAUCACCAUCUAGUUCUUGUCGGGAAUGACGGUCACGACCGUCACGACCGUCACGACCUUAUCCGUAUCUGUGACAUCUGUGUGUCCGUCGCUUUUUGGCCACUUUCCUCUUGACUGAGCCCUGUGCGAACUAUCCGGCCUUUCGGGUUCCGUGCCUUGUGUUUGUGUGGGCUCACCGCCGCCGUCGCUCAGACUGGUCAGAGAAACAUCAACGGCGUGUUGGGGGCUGGCCGAAGAAAGACAGAGACUCAUCCCGUGAGCCGUGACCCUUGCCGCGAUCCCUGAACCCACCGUGAACCGGGAGGAUGGAUCCCCGCCAUGUGUCGGGCCAGCCCGUCCAAAUCGUGAAAAUCAACGAUGACCCCGACGAUCAUAGCUUCUUCCUGGACGAAGCAGCCCUUAACCGGAUCCUGCUCCAAGACAAUGGCGCACUCAAGGACAAACCCCUGUGCAUCGUAUCCGUAGCCGGCGCGUUUCGACGGGGCAAGUCGUUCCUAUUGGAUUUCUUGUUGCGCUAUUUGUGCGCCGCGGAUCGUCACCAUUGGUUAGGCCCCGAGGACAGUCCUCUGGAGGGAUUUCAUUGGCGUGGCGGUUCCGAACGGGAUACCACCGGUAUCCUCAUGUGGUCCAAGAUAUUCCUCAUACCCACCGGACCCCCGGGUAGCCCCGAAGUGGCGGUCGUGUUGAUGGACACGCAAGGCGCUUUUGAUACUAGCAGUACGGUGCGGGAUUGCGCCACCAUCUUCGCCUUGUCCGCCAUGUUGAGUAGUGUGCUCGUGUACAAUCUGACGGCCAACAUCCAAGAGGAUGACCUCCAACAUCUGGAGUUGUUCACCGAGUAUGGCCGCCUGGCUAUUGAAGACUCCGGCGAAACCCCCUUUCAAAAGCUCCAAUUCCUCGUCCGCGAUUGGAGUUAUCCCUACGAGGCUCAAUAUGGGGCCGAGGGUGGUCGAAAUCUGGUUCAGCGCCGACUCGAAUUGUCCGAUAAGCAACAUAGCGAGCUCCAGGAUUUGCGGAAGAACAUCCGUUCGUGUUUUUCGUCUAUUGAGGGCUUUCUGUUGCCGCAUCCGGGCUUGAAAGUGGCCACGGAUCCCGGCUUUGAAGGUCGGCUCAAGGAUAUUGAGCCCAUGUUUAUUCAGCAUCUGCAAGACUUUGUGCCUUUGCUUUUGGCCCCGGAAAAUAUCGUGAUUAAGAAGAUCAACGGCAACGUAGUCAAAUGCAAAGAACUGGUCCAAUUCUUCCGAGCCUACAUUGAAAUAUUCAAGGGCGACGAAAUGCCCGAACCCAAAUCCAUGCUCAAGGCCACGAGCGAGGCUAACAAUUUGGCCUCGCUCCAGGAGGCCAAAGAAACCUACGUGGCCAUGAUGGAGUCGAUUUGCGGUGGAGACAAGCCCUACUUGAACGAGCAGGUCUUGGAUAUCGAGCAUUGCCGCAUCAAAGACCAAGCCGUGCUCGUGUUCUCGAGUCGGCGAAAAAUGGGCGGCGAAGAGUUUUCGCUCACCUACCGCGAGAAGUUGGAGCGCGAAAUCGAUGAAUCCUACGCAAAUUAUAAAGCUCACAACGAGAGCAAGAAUAUAUUCAAGGCGGCCAACACGCCCAUUACCUUGGCGGCCGUCGCCAUGCUUUUGUAUAUCCUGAGUCAAUUUUUCACGUUGUUGGGCAUAACGCCCGUGUCGGGUAUAUUUAACCUGGCGUUGACCGGCACUUUCUUGCUCUUGGCCACCUGGUGCUACGUGAAAUACACAGGCAAUGCUACCGAUAUCGGUUCGAACAUCGAUCACUUGGCCGCCACCAUAUGGGAUUCCGGUAUUCAGCCCGUGUUCAGCCGAUUGGCUCAAGAAGGCUCGCAAUUUGCGACCAAGAAAGCCCUAGAACGCAUGAACUCGCAAGCUCCUUCGCCGCAGAUGUCGCCUGCCAUGUCCAAAAAGCGGAGCUAAGUGAAGCAUCUGCUCCCACAAUUCUAAUAUGUGCCACACCCACCCACACCUUUAACACUACAGGGAUAAUGUCCACGAAACCCCGCCAAACGAGAGAAGGGUCUUGACAGGCUGAUUUUUUACAUUGGAAAUCAUUAUUAGCGCCGUUUUUAUAUUGAACCUUCACAUACAAGCAACACACACACGCCCAUUGAGCCUUGUUCGAAACCAGUCCACAUAUAAUAAACAAAUAU
Tigriopus californicus is the source of this 2273-nucleotide messenger RNA. It is a transcript of the gene atl, whose product is annotated as atlastin-like. The coding region runs from base 409 to 2040 and encodes 543 amino acids. The record is from RefSeq and is a predicted model, not a curated record. Gene Ontology annotation, biological process: protein homooligomerization; endoplasmic reticulum organization. The transcript has 3 exons. NCBI's taxonomy places the organism in Eukaryota, Metazoa, Arthropoda, Copepoda, Harpacticoida, Harpacticidae. Gene Ontology annotation, molecular function: GTPase activity; GTP binding.